Molecule: messenger RNA, 795 nt
Organism: Trichoderma virens Gv29-8
Lineage: Eukaryota; Fungi; Ascomycota; Sordariomycetes; Hypocreales; Hypocreaceae
Exons: 2
Coding region: 1-795 (264 amino acids)
Source: RefSeq, a predicted model, not a curated record
AUGGCGCGUCCAACUGGUCUCAUUGCCACAAAGGGCAUCGAGCUCUUGACCUGGAGCACCCCCAACGGCCACAAGGCCAACAUUGUGCUCGAGGAGCUCAAGGAGGCAUACGGGCUCGACUACACCUUCCAGGGCAUCAACAUUGGGCAAAAUGUCCAAAAGGAACCAUGGUUCACUGCCGUCAACCCCAACGGCCGUAUCCCCGCCAUUGUGGACCACGACAACAACGACCUGGCCGUAUUCGAGGGCAAUGCCAUCCUAGGAUACUUGGCGCGUCGCUAUGAUACCAAGAACCUCUUCUCGUUCCCAGUCGAUUCAGAUGACUACACACGCUCCGAGGCAUGGAUCGGCUGGCAGCACGGCGGCAUUGGUCCCAUGCAGGGCCAAGCCAACCACUUUGUGCGCUUCAGCAAGGAAAAGGUCCCAUAUGCCAUGCAGCGCUACGUAGGAGAGACGGAGCGCCUCUAUGGCAUCCUCAACGGCCGGCUGGCCGACCGUGACUAUGUCGUUGGCCCAGGCCGCGGCAAGUACAGCAUCGCAGACAUUGCCCUGGUCGGCUGGGUCAACGACCUGGAGCUCAUCACUGCGUCAUAUGACCAGUUUCCCAACGUCAAGGCGUGGCUGCUCCGGCUCUGGAACCGGCCUGCCGUGCAGAAAGGAUUCUCCCUCACUUCGGCUUCGUCUUAUGACCCUAGAAAGGGCCGGAGUGCUGAGCAGGCCGCCAAGGUGGCCGAGAACAAGAAGAUUGUCGAUGCCGCGAAGGAGCAAUACGGAUACAAGUACCAGUCCCCAUAG